CGUCCCAAAUCUCCUUCUCUAGAAAGUGGAAAGUCCAGAAUAGCCCUAGACAUAGAAUGGUUGUGGAGACGUGUCAUGAAGUCGAUGACGUGCUCAGAUUAUGAACAGCUGGCUGAUAGCAGUACAAUGCAACAUACAUAAUAAGCAUUUAGCCAAGCCAAAGGGUUACCCAAGUGAAUUGUGGUUUCAUCGUUCAUCCCUUGGCUGCAAACAAACUGUACAAAAUGGCACACACCAUCCGGACCACAGCGGCGACCCGCUUUGACACUUUUGACGUCCACCAGACAUCUUACAAGCGCAUCGGCAACUCGGAAAUAUCUGUCGGCAUACUGAUACCCAAGGAUAUCACACAAGGCAAACAUGCUCUUCACGUCAAGUUCCACGGAGGUGGCUUGAUAAGCGGCGACGCAUUGCUACAAGACUGGUUUUCCAACUACCUAGUUUCUUUUACACACCGCACAUCAUCCAUCAUAGUGCUGCCCAACUACCGCUUCGUACCAGAAAGCUCAGGUGCUGAUAUCAUCGACGACGUUAAGGACUUUUGGUCGUGGGCCGACCGGGAUCUUGCGGACUAUAUUCGAAGCGUGGCACCUGGCAUUGAUGUCGACUUUGACAGGUUGCUGCUCAGCGGUGACAGUUCUGGAUGUUGGUGCGCAUUGCACUCGGUAUUCGAACUACCUGAGGGUCGCAUCAAGGCCUUACUGUUACUAUACCCCAUGGUGAAAAAAUGGUGCAAGAGCAAGGAAGUGUUAAGGAAGUGGGGCAGACCAGCACCUGACGAAGAGGUGAUUGACACUCAUCUCGCGCAAGUGGCCAAGGGCGAUAUCGUCUCUGGCGACAAGCAGCUUUUGAGAGAAGAGCUUGCAGAUGCUUUCUCCGCGAACGAACAUCGCUGGGAUCUGGCUUUUGGUACAGAUAAGCAUCUGCAUCCCAUCGAGAGGUUGGACGAAAGAAGUACUUUCCCGCCGAGUGUGAUACUGCAUGGCGAUGUCGACACUAGCGUCAAACUGAAAGACUGUGAGGACUUCGUGGAAAGGGUAGGGGAAACGAUGGGGUCGGCUGCGCGAGAGAAUGUACAUCUGAUUGUAAGAGAGGGCAAAGGGCAUGGUUUCGAGAUAGAGAUGGCUGAGAGUGACGAGCCAUGGCUUGCAGAGCAGUUGUCCUGGAUAGAGGGGAUCUGGCUUCACUGAGGAGUUUUCUUCUUAGAAACAAUAGUGCAGUUCCUAUGGUUCUUUUGAGUGUAUCGUAGCACGCAAGGUGACGUGGGGAUAUGACUAUCUUAAUCUUGAUAAAUGUGGAUUUAUAUAGGAGACCCCUAGGUACGCAAUGUGUGCGAGCCGAAACGUCGCCAGCAGAGUCAGAAAGUCAAAUCUACCUACCUACCUAGGUACUAAGUAAUUGCCAGCCUCAUCGGUACAUACCUGGGUUUGUAGUGCGGGGUCGCUUCACUCAAAUCUCGCAAC
Molecule: messenger RNA, 1463 nt
Organism: Boeremia exigua
Lineage: Eukaryota; Fungi; Ascomycota; Dothideomycetes; Pleosporales; Didymellaceae
Product: Alpha/Beta hydrolase protein
Exons: 1
Coding region: 225-1190 (321 amino acids)
Molecular function (GO): hydrolase activity
Source: RefSeq, a predicted model, not a curated record